GUGUGUGUGCAUGUCUCCUGACCCUCUCUCCGCUCUUCUCAAGGUUUGACUCAUCAGUUUGGAGCUCCUGCUCCAGUGGAAAAGAGAAGUGUGUGUGAAGUGUCUCCUCAUUCCUCUAUGAAACCAGAAGACAACACACACACUUCUGCCAUCCUCUGAAAAAAUCAGACCCUAGUAAACACACAAAGGGACAUACACACACAGGACGGGAUGCUUUACCUGCUGCUGAUGCUGGCCGUGGUGCCCUGUGUUACACAAGACAUCCAGCCUCCUGUGAUCAAGUGGAACUCGGUCCCUGUCAGUGACUCAGACGUCAUCCUGAACGUCAGCUCCCCAUUGGUGCUGCAGUGCCGUGGUGAUGCCCUGGUCACCUGGCAACCCCGGCUGGCCAGACAUAAGAAGCACAUCGUUAAGGGCUACGCGAGAACCCAGACCCAGACAUUCCGAGUGCUACGAGCGGAGGCAGAACACACAGGAACAUACAAGUGUGUGUACACCAACACCAGCCUGAAGCACAUCUACUCCACCGUGCACGUGUAUGUAAGAGACCCCGCGGUGCCGUUUGUGGUGUUCAGUGGUAAUCUGCGCUUGGUGCGUAAGGAGGGCGAGUCCUGUGUCCUGCCCUGUCUGAUCACCAACCCCACCCUGGCACCCAUCACACUGCGAUUGGCUAAUGGCUCGGCCCCGCCCCCUGACCUCAACUUCACCUCCGACCCCCACAAGGGCGUCAAGCUCCUUCAGCUGAGCCACACCCACACCGGUGACUACGUCUGCUCCGCCCACUCUGGAGAUCAACUAGAGAUCUUCUCCAGAACCUUCAGCAUCAACGUCAUCCCGAGGUUACAGGCUCCACCCUACGUGUUUCUGCAGCAGACUAAGUAUGUGCGCAUUGUGGGGGAGGAGCUAAAGAUCAGCUGCACCACCCACAACCCCAACUUUAACUACAACGUCACCUGGAUACACAACUCCUCACAUGCGUUGCGUGUGGAGGAGGAUGUAAAAUCAAAGGGCAGUCAGCUGGACAUCGAGAGCAUCUACACCAUUCCUGAGGUAACGGCAGACGAUUCCGGAAAUAUCACCUGUGUGGGAACCAACGAAGCUGGAAUCAACAGCUCAUCCACACAUCUACAAGUGAUAGAUGAGGCGUACGUGAGGCUGCGUGUGGUGCUCCCCUCUGAGCUGGUUGGGGGUGGGGGGGUGACAGAGGUGAGCGAGGGGGAGGAUGUUGAGGUGCAGCUGCUGAUUGAAGCCUACCCCGCCCUCACCACACACACCUGGACCGGACCCAACUUGCCUUACAACUCCACCCACUUGGAACACUACUACAGCCAUGGGCCCUACAGGUGGGAGGCCUCUCUGCUUCUCCGGCGUGUGAACUAUCAGGAGCAGGGCCUUUACACCUUCACUGCCCUCAGCCCCAAAGCCAAUGCAUCCAUCUCCUUCACUCUCCUCAUGUACCAGAGGCCAAUUGCCGUGGUGAGGCGUGACAAUGAGAGUGUGCUGACCUGUGUGUCGGACGGCUACCCCGCGCCCACAAUCCUCUGGUACCAGUGCACCGGCAUCAGGGCCACGUGCACUGAGAACACCACAGACAUGUGGAACCCAUCCCAGUUGGGGGCGGAGGCUGUUGAAGUGGAGAGGGCGGGUUUUGGGACAGUGAUGGUGGAGAGUCAGCUUCUGAUUGGCCAGACAGACCAACGCAGCACAUUCGAGUGUGUGGCCGUCAACCACGUGGGACAGAGCAGCGCAGUGUUCGCCAUGGAAGUAUCCGAUAAGCGCUUCUCCUCCUACCUAGCUGGUGGAGCUGGAGUAGUGGCCUUCCUCAUCCUUCUGGUUCUCAUCCUCCUCUACAAGUACAAGCAGAAACCGCGCUAUGAGAUUCGCUGGAAGAUCGUGGAGGCAACCUAUGGAAACAACUACACCUUUAUUGACCCCUCUCAGCUUCCGUACAAUGACAAAUGGGAGUUCCCCCGUGACAAGCUGAGGCUGGGAAAGACUCUGGGAGCAGGAGCCUUUGGGAAGGUGGUGGAGGCCAGAGCGUAUGGUAUGGGAAAGGAGGACAACGUCACACGUGUGGCAGUGAAGAUGCUGAAGGCUAGUGCUCACUCAGAUGAGAAGGAGGCUCUGAUGUCAGAACUGAAGAUCCUCAGUCACCUUGGUCAGCACAAGAACAUAGUCAAUCUCCUGGGAGCCUGUACACACGGAGGCCCUGUCCUGGUCAUCACUGAGUACUGUUCCCAUGGUGACCUGCUGAACUUCCUGCGUAGCAAAGCUGAGAGCUUCCUAAGUGUGGUCCUGUCACUCCCCGAUGUUACAGAGGAAACAAGCGACUACAAGAACCUCUUAGGGGGUAACAAGUUCAUCAGAAGUGACAGUGGAAUCUCCAGCACUUGUUCUGACAGCUACCUGGACAUGAGACCGGUUCCUCAGCCUGGUGGCUCUGUGGCCCUGCCGUGUGAUGAGGACAGAGACUCGUGGCCAGUGGACAUGGAUGACCUGCUCCGGUUCUCUCUCCAGGUGGCUCAAGGCCUUGACUUCCUCGCCAACCAGAAUUGUAUCCACAGAGACGUGGCAGCCCGUAAUGUGCUUCUGGCAGAGGGCAGAGUGGCGAAGAUCUGUGACUUUGGUCUGGCGCGAGACAUCAUGAACGACUCCAACUAUGUCGUCAAGGGAAACGCUCGUCUACCUGUGAAGUGGAUGGCCCCCGAGAGCAUAUUUGAGUGUGUGUACACAGUGCAGAGUGACGUCUGGUCCUACGGCAUCAUGCUCUGGGAAAUCUUUUCUCUGGGUAAGAGCCCAUACCCAAGCAUCCUGGUCGACUCCAAGUUCUACAAGAUGAUCAAGUGUGGGUACCAGAUGCUCCGACCUGACUUCGCCCCUCCAGAGAUGUACUCCAUCAUGAGGAUGUGCUGGAACCUGGAGCCUACGGAGCGCCCCACCUUCAGUAAGAUCUGCAGCAUGAUCCAGAGACUGCUGGGAGACGAGCUGGAGCCUGACACCACGGGAACCUAUCAGAACACUCAGCAGCAGAAGGAGGAAGAGCCGGAGGAGUCAUGUGACGAUGCCAAGUGCACUGAGGAGUCAUGUGACCAGGCCAAGUGCACUGAGGAGUCAUGUGACCAGGCACGUGAUGCAGACGAGGAAGAGGAGCAGCCACUGAUGAAGACCAACAACUACCAGUUCUGCUGAGAGCAGAGACCCAAACACACACACACACACACACACACACACACACUCCCUCUCUCUCACACACACACACAUACACACACACACACAC
This is a messenger RNA of Clupea harengus (Atlantic herring), 3277 nucleotides long. RefSeq names its product macrophage colony-stimulating factor 1 receptor-like (gene csf1ra). Gene Ontology annotation, cellular component: CSF1-CSF1R complex; plasma membrane; signaling receptor complex. Bases 211 to 3189 code for a protein of 992 amino acids. Gene Ontology annotation, molecular function: ATP binding; growth factor binding; cytokine binding. Gene Ontology annotation, biological process: cell surface receptor protein tyrosine kinase signaling pathway; protein phosphorylation; multicellular organism development. The transcript has 21 exons. The record is from RefSeq and is a predicted model, not a curated record. Lineage: Eukaryota; Metazoa; Chordata; Actinopteri; Clupeiformes; Clupeidae.